This is a messenger RNA of Harpegnathos saltator (Jerdon's jumping ant), 1604 nucleotides long. RefSeq names its product interleukin enhancer-binding factor 2. Gene Ontology annotation, biological process: positive regulation of DNA-templated transcription. Gene Ontology annotation, cellular component: catalytic step 2 spliceosome. The transcript has 5 exons. Bases 173 to 1324 code for a protein of 383 amino acids. Gene Ontology annotation, molecular function: double-stranded RNA binding; DNA binding. Lineage: Eukaryota; Metazoa; Arthropoda; Insecta; Hymenoptera; Formicidae. The record is from RefSeq and is a predicted model, not a curated record.
CGCUCUCAUUCUUCUCUCUGAUCGUAUGCUCAAUCAACUCAGUGCGCUUGCGUAGAAAACGGGUCCGUCCCGUCUAACAAUAUUGUGUUGGAUGCUAUUCCUAUCGUGUUCUUUUUGCAGUUAUCAAUAAAUCAUCACCACGUCUUUCCAAUUUUCACCUUUUGGAAAUAAUAUGGUGCGAGGAGGUCGUGGAGGAAUGAUCAGAGGUGGUCGGGGUGGCAUGGGACGUGGAAUGGGAUUCCCAAGAAAGCAAUUCUUACCUCGCCACCCAUUUGAUUACACACUAUGCGAAGCUGCUUUCCCACGUGUUAAGCCUGUUCCGGAUGAGUCAGACUUUCAAACAGCUCUCUUAAAGAAAAAUACUGAUAUGUGUCCUACGCCGAAAGAACAAACUUCAAUUUUGAAUCUUGUGACCAAGUUACAAAGUGUACUUGACAAUCUGAUUGUCGCACCUGGAACUUUUGAGGCUUGCCAAUUAGAAGAAGUAAGACAAGUUGGUAGUUUCAAAAAGGGAACAAUGAUAAAAGGUCACAAUAUCGCUGAUAUCGUCGUUAUUCUUAAAACUCUACCGACUAAAACGGCAGUGGAGGCUCUCGGAAACAAGGUCAACAAUGAUUUGAAAACUGUAAAUCCUAAGGAGAUAUUUAGAGUAAUUCAAACGGAGCAUGGAUUCGAUAUUGCUAAUAAUGAAGCUACUGUGCGUGUAUUAAUAACCACGCUGCAUCAAAACCUACGCAAGCUAGAGUCUGAUCAACACUUGGACGUUAAAAUUUGCCAAGGACAUCUUGCCGCUAUCAGACAUUCUCGUUGGUUUGAAGAGAACGCCCAUCAUUCUAGCAUCAAAGUUCUAAUUCGACUACUUCGCGAUCUUAGAAGCAGAUAUGAGGGCUUGGAGCCGUUAUCCCCAUGGAUGCUGGAUCUAUUGGCACAUAAUGCUAUAAUGAACAAUCCCAGCAGACAAGCGUUGCCAAUAAACCAGGCAUACAAGAGAGUACUGCAGUUACUCGCUUCCGGAUUGUUCCUUCCAGGAUCCGCAGGAAUUUCGGAUCCGUGCGAAGGUGGCAAUAUACGUGUGCACACCGCUAUGACGUUGGAACAACAAGAUCUCGUGUGUCUCACCGCGCAGACCUUGCUACGUGUGUUAGCUCAUGGAGGUUAUAGACCAUUGUUGGAAGGUUCUAAUAAAUUAGCGGUGGAAAUGAGCGUAUGGGCGGGUGGUGUUGUAGCAAGUCCAUUGGACAAAGCAUACGAGCCACCUACGGAGCAAGAGCAGCAAGAAGAUAUGGAUGAAAGUAACGAGGAGAUGAUUACUGAGAGCGUGUAGAUUUACGAACCGACGCAUUUCUUGUGAAAAGUAAGAGGAAAUUUUCCUGUUUUUCAUAACGGGGUAUUAUUCUCCAGCUAUUUCUUGAAAAUAUAUAAUGUAUUGAAUAUUUGCACAUAAGAUUUAAUGGGAAACAAGUUGCCGUGGCUAAUUUGGUACUAGAUAUUUGCAUGCUGUUGAUGUUGACACAGUAUAUAAUUCGAAUGUGAAAUUAAAGAUGCGUCGUACAUGAUAUUUAAAACUUGCUAUAUGUUAGUAAUAAAUCUUGCAUAUUCGUAAA